AUGGCUCCAGUCGGAAGAAAAAAUUGCAUUAGAACUUUACCUUUGGAUAUACUAGGCAACCUUCCUGAUGAUGUUAUUGAUCAUAUUCUUAUACGGAUGCCUUUACAAGAUGCUGUUAGAACAAGCAUCUUAUCAAGGAAAUGGAGAUAUACUUGGUGUAGAAUUCCACAACUAACUCUUGAUCGAACCCUUUGGAAAAUGCACCAACCUGCUUACUUUGAGACUAUAAUCCGCCAUAUUUUGAACCAUCAUCGAGGACCUGUUAAACACUUUACCCUCUUAAUUCCGUAUUCGGAGCAAUUUUCUUAUUUUAUACAGUUGUUAGGGUUUCUCAUUGAAAAUGGUAUUGAACAUCUCAAUAUUAAAUUUUCGUAUAGGACGACACCAUACAAAUUGCCUGCUUUAUUUUUCAAAUGUGUGCUUUUGAGGCACCUAUCUCUUGAAGAUUGUUCAAUAAACCAUCCGACAGCCUACCCAGGAUUUGAUAGGUUACUUUGCCUUAAGCUAUACAUUGUUACAAUCAAGUACACAUUAUUUGGAACCUUAAUCUCUCAGUGCCCGUUGCUCGAGCAAUUGGUGCUUCUGCUCUUAGAUAAUCAGUCUGGUGUCAUUUUUAUUGAUGCCCCCAAAUUGAAGUCCCUUGACUUCACAGGCAGAGUAUGGGCUAUCAGUUUAAGAAAUGUUCCUCUUCUGGCACAAGUAUCGUUUGCUUUUAGGGGAGGCUUAGUCCUGGAAGCAAUACCUGACUAUACUAGAGUUCUUGAGUCUUUAUCUGCGGUGGAGCAUCUCCAUUUGGAUAACCAUAGCCUCAAGUUAAUGGCUGCAGGUGCAGGAGAUGUACCGACUAAUCUCCCCUUUCUUGUUGGCUGUGUCAAAAAUCUUUACCUUUCUGGUCUUUAUCUCGGUGAAUUGUAUUACGUUUCCUGUGCUUUGUCUUUGAUGAAAAGCUUCCCAUGUUUAGAACAUAUGGAAAUCAAGGUGGAAUCUUGUUGUGUACCUAUGGCACGUGAUAACAUUGAUUUGGAAGCAAGUUUUGUAGAAACAACAUUCAUCAACCUCAGAAAAAUUGUGAUUAGGAGGCUUCGAGGGAUAAGUCCUCACAUGCAACUGUUGAAACUUCUUGUGGCAAAGUCUCCGGCUCUUGCGAAAAUCACAAUCGAGGUGUUGACGAAUGUAGAUUAUAAAGUUCUCAGAUCAGCAAUUGAGAAUUUUGAAUUUAGGUGUACAUCACCUGUUGCUGAAUUUCAUAUUCCAAAAUAUUUUUACGAAUACCUUCCUGAAUCACAUAGCACAGCGGUUCUUCACUAUGAUGGCGAGCCUUGGUUUAUGGAAAUUAACAUAGGUAGCGGAGAUGGUCCAAAGACGGUUGGAAAUAUUUUGUGA
Messenger RNA from Nicotiana attenuata, 1383 nucleotides. Its product is annotated as F-box/FBD/LRR-repeat protein At1g13570-like. The transcript is spliced from 4 exons. The record is from RefSeq and is a predicted model, not a curated record. Gene Ontology annotation, molecular function: protein binding. Bases 1 to 1383 code for a protein of 460 amino acids. NCBI's taxonomy places the organism in Eukaryota, Viridiplantae, Streptophyta, Magnoliopsida, Solanales, Solanaceae.